AUGGCUGAUCGUCAGAAAACUGGUCUUGGCGACAGUAGGGAUAUCGAGCAGGCAAUUACAUCUCUUAAAAAAGGUUCAUAUCUGCUAAAGUAUGGACGAAGAGGGAAGCCAAAGUUCUGCCCUUUUAAGCUUUCCAAUGAUGAGUCUCUACUCAUAUGGUACUCUGGCAAGGAAGAAAAACAAAUUAAGCUCAGUACUGUUUCAAAGAUCAUUCCUGGGCAGCGAACUGCAACAUUUCAGCGGUAUCCUCGACCAGAAAAGGAGUAUCAGUCAUUCUCUCUUAUAUACAAUGAUAGGUCCUUGGAUUUGAUCUGCAAAGACAAAGAUGAAGCCGAAAUCUGGUUUGCUGGUCUGAAAGCAUUAAUUACCCGCGGUAACUAUCGCAAGUGGGGAUAUGAAUCAAGACCUGAAAGUCUGUAUUCUGAUAGUCCAAAGUCUGGCACAAGAAGAUCCAUUCCAUCAUUUGCACCAUAUGACCCCAGAGAUAUCGACAGAGUUUCUUUUCAAAAUUCUUCGCCAAAUAGAUGGGUAAAGGCUUUCUCUGAAAUAAUUUCAUACACUGCUGCGCCUAGCAAGAGCUCCAGUCAAGCUGAAUCAAUUACCAAUUCCUCUAUGUCCUCUGGAUCCAUGGAUAACUCAAGCAAUAGAAAUUCUGCAUCUGAGGCGGUUCGAGUUAGUUUAUCCAGUGCUAUAAGUUCAUCCAGCCAGGGUUCCUGUCAAGAAGAUUUUGAUGCUUUAGGUGAUGUUUUUAUUUGGGGAGAAGGUAUCUAUGAUGGAAUUCUUGGUGGUGGUCUGCAUAGAGUUGGAAACGUAUCUUUUUCAGAGAUGGAUGCAUUCCUUCCCAAGGCAUUGGAAUCAAAAGUGGUUCUAGAUGUUCAUAGCAUUGCAUGUGGCUAUAAACACGCUGUUCUAGUUACCAAACAGGGAGAAACAUUUAGCUGGGGGGAGGAGUCAGGAGGAAGGCUUGGGCACGGUGCCGAAGUGGAUGUUCUUAACCCCAAGCUCAUUGACACUCUUAGUGGCAUGAACAUUGAGUUAGUAGCAUGUGGAGAAUAUCAUACAUGUGCUGUUACUUAUUCUGGGGAUCUUUAUACCUGGGGCGAUGGUACUCACAAUUCUGGGUUACUUGGGCAUGGAGAUGAAGUUAGUCACUGGAUUCCUAAGAAAGUAGGUGGUGCAUUGGAAGGAUUACGUGUAUCAUAUGUGUCCUGCGGUCCUUGGCACACAGCUAUUGUUACAUCAGCUGGGCAGUUGUUUACAUUUGGUGAUGGAACUUUUGCCGCCUUAGGCCAUGGAGAUCAUAGCAGUUCAAGUAUUCCACGGGAAGUAGAAACUUUGAAAGGGUUGAGAACAACCAGGGUUUCAUGUGGUGUUUGGCACACUGCUGCCGUUGUUGAGGUGAUAGAUGAAUCUUUGGAGUCUUCUACACAGUCAUCUAGUGGAAGACUGUUCACCUGGGGUGAUGGCGAUAAAGGCCAACUUGGAAUUGUUGAUAAGAAACCUAGACUAGUUCCAGUGUGUGUAAUUGCAUUGUCUAACAAAAACAUUUGUCGUGUAGCUUGUGGCCACAGUCUUACAGUUGCAUUGACAACAUCGGGACAUGUGUAUACAAUGGGCAGUACAGCUUACGGACAACUUGGUUGUCCUUCAGCAAGUGGAGUGGUUCCUGCACGUGUUGAAGAUAAAAUUGCUGACAGUUUCAUAGAAGAUAUUGCCUGUGGUUCAUAUCAUGUUGCAGUCCUGACUUCCAAGGCAGAGGUUUUCACAUGGGGGAAGGGUUUAAAUGGGCAAUUAGGUCAUGGUGACAACGGUCACAGGAAUAAGCCCACAUUUGUCCAAUUUUUAAAAGAUAAGCAAGUGAAGAGUGUUUUUUGUGGUUCAAACUUUACUGCUGUUGUUUGCCUUCAUAAAUGGAUACCGAGUGUUGAUCAUUCUGCAUGUUCAGCCUGUCGCAAUCCAUUUAAUUUCAGAAGAAAACGUCAUAAUUGUUACAACUGUGGACUUGUUUUUUGCAAUUCAUGCACCAGCAAGAAAUCUAUUAAGGCUUCCCUUGCUCCAAAUUCCAACAAAACAUAUCGUGUUUGUGAUGACUGUUAUUAUAAACUUAAGAAAACCGCUGAAUCAGUAUCCUUGCAAACUCCGAGCUGGAAAAGUGUCAGUUCGCAAGACAGUAAGGCCCCUAAAACACAGGGAACACUAUUAAAACUUUCUUCAUUCGGUUCUAUUGUUCAAUCAGAAAGCAGUCAGUCAAAGCUUCCAGAUUCUCUUGAUAGCCAUAUUUUUCCAGCUUUGAAUGGAAAAUUACAGUUGGGGGGUUUUGUUCUUUCAAAAUCAUCGAACUCUCUUUCCGUGGAAUCUAGGAAAUACAUGUCUGUUUCUGAGCUUGCUACAAGAAUAUCUUGUCAGUCAACUUCUCCAGUUUCAUCAAAGUCAAGCCCACGACAAUCUUGUGAAGAUAUUAUACAUGAAGAUUUAAAACACAGAAAUGGUAUUCUAAGUCACGAAGUUAUAAGUUUAAAAGCACAAGUUGAAGAACUUACUCAGAAGUCAAAAAGUCUCGAGGCUGAACUUGAGAGAACAUCAAAGCAAUUGAAGGAAGUGGCUGAAGUAGCUGCGGAUGAAGCUGGAAAGUGUAAAUCUGCAAAAGAGGUUAUAAAGUCAUUGACAACUCAGUUGAAGGAAAUGAUGCAAAGACUGCCAGAAGGACAUGAUGCUGACUUAAGCACCGAUUCCUAUGCUGAAACCACUAAUAUGAUUGUAGAUCAAUCCAUAGAUGAGAGUCAUAUGACAAACAUGAUCACUCACAAAAAUGAAAGUGGAAGCAAUGCAGAAAAGGUGGUAUUGCCUAAUGGCGCCACAACACAAAGUGGAAAGGCAGAAUGGGUGGUGCAAGAUGAACCAGGUGUGUAUGUAAGUUUGUCGUCCCUUCCAGGUGGUGGUAAUGAACUUAAGCGUGUUCGCUUCAGUCGAAGGCAUUUCACAGAAGAAGAAGCUGAAAAGUGGUGGGCUGAAAAUGGUCCCAAAGUAUUGGAGCGGCACAAUGUAGUUGCCCUGUAG
This is a messenger RNA of Vicia faba (fava bean), 3057 nucleotides long. Lineage: Eukaryota; Viridiplantae; Streptophyta; Magnoliopsida; Fabales; Fabaceae. The record is from the annotation of a GenBank genome assembly.